Molecule: messenger RNA, 120 nt
Organism: Dentiscutata heterogama
Lineage: Eukaryota; Fungi; Glomeromycota; Glomeromycetes; Diversisporales; Gigasporaceae
Source: the annotation of a GenBank genome assembly
AUGUUAAAGCAAAAGAGUGUAAUUGAUUCAGAUUCAAUAUAUCCAAUUAUCACUUAUGAGGUUGCAAAUAAAUUGGGUUUUGAAAAAGAUAAAAGUUUACCCAAUAUUAUCAAUAAAGUG